This is a messenger RNA of Rhipicephalus microplus (southern cattle tick), 5426 nucleotides long. Its product is annotated as protein O-linked-mannose beta-1,4-N-acetylglucosaminyltransferase 2. Gene Ontology annotation, biological process: protein O-linked glycosylation via mannose. Gene Ontology annotation, molecular function: protein O-acetylglucosaminyltransferase activity. Gene Ontology annotation, cellular component: endoplasmic reticulum. Lineage: Eukaryota; Metazoa; Arthropoda; Arachnida; Ixodida; Ixodidae. The record is from RefSeq and is a predicted model, not a curated record.
CUCAAAGGCCAAAUACAAAUACCCUUAUCCCGAAGUAGGUAGCGUCGUCAUAGAUGACGGGCGUUUCGCGCUCAUCCGGCAGGCAAUGGAAAUCUAGGAGGCUAUGGAGGGAAAGCUAGGAGACUAGGAGGUAUAAGUUAUAGUGUUCCGUGCUAUGCCCGUACCGAUACACUGGUAGGUGUUCAGUGACAACGGCACUAGCAGUGAUACAAAUGGUCUGUGGCGAUACUAGCCGGUGUUGCCUCUCCUUGCGAAGUUUAGGCUCUGUGCCGUGCUUCCUACCGGGCUGCAGAAAUUAGGCGCCUUCAUCUUCUAAUCACUACCACCACCACCUCGCUACCACCACCACCUUGCUUGUACAAAGACUUCGUGUCUGUCGCCGCCGAUCUACGCAGAAGGAUACAUUGGCGACAAGCGUCAGGCACCGACACUGGAUGCAUAAACGCCUUCAGCAUAAGCGGCGAAGCGCGGAAGAUUCCCAACUCGCGUGGUUGUUGAGUUUGGAGAGCCUGUGCAGUUUCUCUAUGGGGGAAGGCAUUCUUCAAAGGACAGCUGUCUGCCUGAAUCGCGGGUUAUCUUGUGUGAUUACGUGUGGUGCCACAACUGUCUCCUGUAGGACACAGUUGAUUUGUGGGUUGUUUAGGUGCUGCACGUUUCGCUCCCUCCGUAUUAGCACUUUUAGCCGCACUUUUGAAGCAGUUUAGUGCUUCUGGCAUAAAUUUGCUUGGUUUGGACUCGCCGAUUCUCUUUCGAGUGACUCGUGGUACUUUGUUUGGACCAAAUUUUUAGCUUUGUUGUGAAACUGAGGAGAGACUGCGGUACAGAUAAGCUCUUAGACUUUCUUAGAAGUUGUUCAUGGUGUGCGUUCAUAACGUUCUCGUGAAGUGGAAUUGAUCUUCUAAUGGGGUGCACAGUUCGACAUGUUUCUUCGUCCCAGCCAUGUUAUUUGUGUACUUGCAUGCGUUUUGAUUGACCGUGUACUAGAUUACACGAAUGAGUACGUCGAUAGCAGUUGUAGACUAACAGAUAUCACACAUUCUGAAGCGGCCCCGGUCAAGGCAUCGAGCUCUGUGUGGUGUCGUGGAUCCAACUAUACUGUGAGGACAUGCGUAUUUAAGAACUUGUAUUAUCGAGGAGACACGGGAGAUUUCGUUUUUUUACAUGGCCCAGGAACGACUCUGCUUGGCGACCUGAACAAAAGAAAUGAUCCUGCGCUUACCGAUCUGUCGUCCGUAAGCGAUCAUGGGGCAUUUUACUUUAAUUUUGUGGACGUACCUUUGUCGGCAUUUUCAGAGCUCGAUGUUGUAGAUAUUGACAGUGACACGCUUGUGGUCAGUCGUUUCAAUCCGAACAAUUUGAUGCAUGUGUUUCACGAUGACCUCAUACCAAUAUUUUCGACUGUUCGAGAAAUACGUAGCUGCAGCAGUAAUGUAGAAGUGCUGCACUGCCUUGACAACAUUACACUGUUUUUGGCUGAUGAAAGACAAAAGGGACCUUACUGGCAGCUGUAUAAAGCCCUUAUCAAAAAUGGAAAGAUACUGCACAGAACUCAAGUGUCUAAGUGGUACCGCUUUAGAAGGGCAUUUGUUGGAUUGCGAAAGGACAGUACGUGGUACCAAUAUGGUUUUGUAGUCCCACAAGGCCCUCUCAACAGUAACCUUAAGACAGCAGGGGCUGAAGUUGGUUUGUUUGCUCAAUUUUUCCUUCAUGCACUUGAUAUACCAUUGAAAUCGGAGAUAAACAGGAGCCAUGCACUCAUAAUAUCUAGAACCAAGAACAGGCUUAUCACAAACCUAGGUGAGCUAGUCAACAUUGUGAAGCGGCACACCAAGCUUACACCAGUAGUCAUUAACCUGGAAAGUGAAGCUAUCCGAGAAGUAGUAACCUUGCUGAGACGCACACGGCUUCUAAUAAGUAUGCAUGGCUCAGCAUUGAUUUUAUCAAUGUUCUUGCACCCAGGGUCAUCAGUGUUAGAACUGUUUCCGUAUGGCAUUAAUCCUGACAACUACACUCCAUACAAAAUCCUCGCAAAUCUUCCAUCAAUGGAUAUUUCCUAUGCAGCAUGGAGAAAUACAAACAAGGCCAACACAGUUUUUCACCCUGAAUUUGAGCCACAGUAUGGUGGAAUAUAUCACUUGCAACUGGAAACCCAGCAAGAGAUACUCCUAAGCAAAGAAGUUCCACCACACUUGUGCUGUGACAAUCCCAACUGGCUCUUUCACAUUUAUCAGGACACGGCAGUGGACACAUCAGUUGUCCCAAUGGUUAUCAACCUAUCUACUGAACAUAUUCUUAUACGCAAUAACCAUAACAAGAAUAUUUUUCCAGGAAAAAUUCUGGAACUGAAAUGUGAAGUGCACAAGCAUUCUGAAAGCAACACACAGUUGGUAGUCUCCUGGCUUGAGCCAUGGAACGUAGCAUUAGCUAGUUUCAGUCAUUGCUAUUAUGAAGCAUGGUUAAAAAGUGGUGCAGAGGUUCAUAUGAUACAUACAAAUACAACAUCUUUUGUACGAAACAUUACAACUGGUAACCUUCACAUAUGGGUUAAAGCUGUGUGUGAUGGAAAUUCUGGUGGCUUCAAUGCCUUUCCUCCCAUCUGCAGGGACAAUGCCUAUUGAAAACUUUCACAGUUGUAUGACAGAACAUACAUGCUAGAUAAAGUGUCUUCCAAUGCGUAGAUUAUGACAACAUGCUGAUGGUCACUCGUGUCUAGCUUUCUGUAAUGUGUGCAAAAUGCAGCCUUCCCAUUUUUUAAAAAUAAAUGAUAAAUAAAAAUGAAUUCAGCAAAGCAAGCUUACACUGUAACUGCACUGAACUCUUUUUUUUUAUUUGAACAUACUGUAGGCUUUUCACGACCUAUGCAGGAGCUUCAUGUUCUCUCGCUUCAUGUUCAGACUGUACCAACAAAAUUAUCAUUUUCUGCCAGCCAAUGACAAGCAGGCUCUCAAUGACAAAGUCUACAUUAUCGUGUAACUUUAGUCACAAAUAAAUGAUGCACUAUGCCUAUUGCUUUUUUUUUUAAGGAAAGCCUUCCUGCAACUUGCGUCAUUGUUACACCAGUACGCAUGUUUUGAAAAAAAAAAAAAAUUGUAGGUAUGAAGUCAAUUUUUGUAAUGCAUUGUAUACAAGCAUUGUGAUGUGGCAGUUUAGCAGUUAAAAAAAUGCCUCAAAUAAACUUUAAAUACAGCAGCAUUUACCAAUACAGCCAUUGAUGCAUGAUGCUGGAAUAGUUUAGACAUGUGAAAGAAAUCUUCGAAUUACGCAUUCGAUGCUCUAACCACUGAGCUAUCACAGCAGCCUUGUAAAAGAAAUCUUGAAACCAUAGACUACUACAAUGUAAUAAUUAUAUUAAAGUGGCUUGUGUCAAUGAAGCUUUUUCAUGUGGCUGCAUUCUGUGUAAUGAGUAGCAUGCUUUAAACCACAAUCAAUUAUGCACAUGAAAUCUUUUCAAUCUUGCUAUGCAUCCGCUACAUGGUGUUAGAGGAAUAUGUGCUGUAGCAUGUGUGCCUUUAGUAGUGGGUGGCCGCUUUAAAGCCACAAAGUCAUUAUGAUAAUUGCAUGUUCUAAUGCCUGAUGGCAUUGUAUGCUUGUACCACACAAUAUUAUUGCGAUAUUACAUGUAUUGUGAAGCCUGUAUAAAGGACAUGUGUGUUUGUAAAGCAAUAAUAUUACUUUCACUCCAUUUCCAAGCAGAGGAAGUUCUCCUGGCAGGCAGGUGUCAUAGAACACCUGCCUGCCAGGAAAACGACCUGGUUUUGAUUCUCACUCGGACCUGGAAUUUAUAUUAUUUAUUUCAUUUGCAUAUUUCUAGGUUUUUCGGUCACACACAAGAUGAUUUUUCGCUCACAACCGACGCCCAUGUUGACACUGAUGCCAAUGCUGGAAUUUCUGUGAAAUGCGCUCUUUAACGCUAUUGUGUCAAAACCUGCAUUUCAUAACUUUGGCAGGAAACAUUAUCUUUACUAUGCCUUAACUUGGUACCACUGUACUCAUUGCAUUUCCUACAGCCAUAAUUUAAUGAAGGCUUAACACAAAAAGCUUACAAAUGCUGUCACUGCUACUCUUGAGCAGUUGGAUAAUGCUAGGCUCCCUCUAGCAUGUCUAUAGCACUUGCACUGGAGCGACAAUCAGUAACAAGCCACUCAUCUAGUUACACCAUUACACCGUCCACAUUGUUUAAGCAACUCGGUUCAACUUUUUAGCCUUCACUUGCCCCUGAUGGGAAGACCCAUUUAUGGUUGUUCAAAACAUUAGUAACCUUUCUUAUCGCUCGAAGCAUGCCACAAUCGGCGCAUCGUUAAGCCCGACACGCAUCUCGCAGCUCAAAUGCUUUUACACUUGACAUCAACAUUAUUGUUGCCUAUCCUGCUAACUGGCACUUCUUCAUUCAAGUUAAAGGACAUGAAGCCAUUUGACCAAAACUCACUCUACUCCUUUAUUAUGGUGUACAGCAAGGCUAACUAUAGGACCUGAUUGGAAAUGAAUGUUUGGAGAUAUAUGGCAACAUAUGCCCUUUUCAUACUUCGCCACAUCACCCAGAAGAUCCACCCAUGUAUUUACAGCAUCUACAAUAUCACCGAUUGGACCCAUCAAGCUCAACCACCUGCUGUUCCUUCUGGCACCUGUACUAGCGUUUCCUGCUGAAGUUAAAUAAUCGCCAGUUGUCCACUCAGGAGGCCUGCAUGAAUGUGCACACCAAGUUUCAAGCCAUUCGAUGAAACGUGGUGUGUGAUGUGCCUUUGAAGUUGGCGUGUACAUUUAUGCACACCAUGACUGAAAGGAUUAGUGGGGAUUCACUGCAGAAUGCUGCCUAGCAUUAAAUAUAAAUGAACUGUAAAAACCUUAAUUCAUAUGUUCUAUGUAAAAAAAAAAAAAAACAUUGCAAGGUCUGAAAGCAUGGCUUUAGCCUACUCCAAUUCCCCAGAAGGUUUUUCAGCAUUCGAAGUCCCUUGCUGGUGGACAUUACUUCCUACACAUACCAGAUUACUCAAGCUUUUGUGCUGAACAAGCUUAUGUUUUUAUCAUAAGUGUUUAUUUAUAUUUAUAAGCAAGCAUUGCGUGGCUGUGUGAAUACUAAAAUUUUUGAAUCAAGUAAAAGCAUUAGACAAAAAAUGGCUUUAGGUAUGGUAUAUUGCAAAAUUCCUGAUCAAAAUCAGACACAAAGCUAAAGCUAAGCGAGAGUCUAUUUAAUCCAUGAAAUUAGGCUAAUAUACAGACAUGUCCCCAUCAGAGGCAGUGGCCAUGUUUGUGUGCGUGACUUGUUUAUGCUAGUUUUGUCAACUUGUGGCCAAAAAAGAACAAGAUACAUUGUUCAUGAGAUGAAUAGAACCUUCUGCAUUUUCAGUAUGACUUGACUCAACCUCGAUGUGCUGCGUAUAAUUGUAGCCAAUCUCGUUGGUGAAAUAAAUACGUUUGACAAGUUUUCA